AUUGUUUCUCUUUGUAAUAAUGGCUUUAUCAGAAAUCUGUUUUUACUAGGAAUGCAGAGGAACUCCGCAGGAAACAAAAAGGAACGGCGAGGAGGAAGAUGCUCAUUGACUUGGAAUGGUCAGUCAAUUUCACUCCCGGACAAAGUUUCCCCAGCCUUAUUAAAGCAAUGGUCUCUUUCCUCCGGAAACUCGAACCAUUCUCUAGUUUCCUUUGAUAAUAUUACACUCAGGAAUGGCAGCUCCUCUGAAGAAACUACUCGCUGCAUUAGUGCGCUUCCCGUUCGUCUUCCUUGUACUUUUGGUAGGAUCACCUAAUAACAGUCCUGCUACAGGCAAAACUUCCUUUGUUGGUGCCGUUCAUAGCGGAGAUAACCGAGAUAUGGCAAUAGGGAAGGAAGCAGAGGCACUUCUUAGAUGGAAGUCCAGUCUUGACAGUCGAAGUCGCCCUGUUCUAUCCUCCUGGAAUACAAGCAUCCCUGCUUGCCACUGGACGGGAAUCUCAUGUGGUGGGCCCUACAGCACUGGCAGCAUCGUCGUCCUGAACCUGGCAGAAUUAUCCUUGAAAGGUACCCUCCACAAUCUCGACUUUUCUUCGUUACCCAAAUUAGUCUCUCUUGAUCUCUCCCGUAACAUGCUGUUUGGGACCAUUCCCUCAAAUAUCGGUAACCUUUCCCAUCUCCGUUACCUCGACUUGUCCCAAAAUUACCUUUCCGGAAGCAUACCAGCGAGCAUUGGACAGAUGUCCUCUCUCUUGGAAAUUUCACUGGCCAAUAAUGAACUGAACGGCACCAUUCCUCCUGAGCUCGGGCAGUGCUUACUCCUGCGUCACCUCGACUUAAGUUGUAAUAAGCUGACGCAGGGUAUUCCAGUGGAAUUUAGCAGACUUGACAAUCUUCAACUUCUUGACCUCAGCCGAAACUCACUGAGCAAAUUGCCACUUAUAUCCCUUCGGCGAUGGUGGAGAUUAGUAACACUAAAUCUCUCCCAGAACGUGCUGUUUGGGACCAUCCCCUCAAAUAUCGGUAACCUUUCGCAUCUCCGUUACCUCGACUUGUCCAAUAAUCACCUUUCCGGAAGCAUACCGGCAAGCAUCGGACAGAUGUCCUCUCUCCUGAAUAUUUCACUGGCCAAUAAUGAACUGAACGGCACCGUUCCUCCAGAGCUCGGGGAUUGCAUGAGCCUGCAGCACCUCGACUUAAGUUGUAAUAAGUUGUCACAGAGUAUUCCAGAGGAUAUCAGCAAACUCGACAAUCUUCAACUUCUAAACCUCUCCCAGAACAUGCUGUUUGGGACCAUCCCCUCCAAUAUCGGUAGCCUUUUCAAGUUAUAUCACCUUGACUUGUCCCAUAAUUACCUUUCUGGAAGCAUACGGGCGAGCAUCGGACAGAUGUCCCAUCUCCUGAGUAUUUCACUGGCCAAUAAUGAACUUACGGGUGCCAUUCCUCCAGGGCUCAGGCUUUGCGCGAACCUGCAGUACCUCAACUUAAGUGGUAAUAUGCUGACGCUGAGUAUUCCAGGGGAAUUUAGCGGACUUGACGAUCUUCAACUUCUUGACCUCAGUCGAAACUCAUUGAGCGGAUAUAUAAGUGACACUCUCUGGAAAUUGCGGAGUUUAAAAAUACUAGAUCUAUCCCACAACAUGCUCUCUGGGUCGAUCAUGUGCACGAACGUUGAUCAGAUAAAAUCUCCAUUGAGUUCCAUCGAUUUAUCCUACAAUCGGUUGGAAGGCCUGCUACCUCUCUGCAUCCCACUUCGAUUGGAUGGGAUUAUAGUGUUUUCACAUAAUGCAGGCUUGUGUUGUGAUAUUGCGGGGUUUGCGCCGUGUAAACAGGCGCCCUGUCCAACGAUAGACAAUGAUCACAAGAAGUGGCGAAACAGAGAGUCGGUAACGACAAACAUGAUUGUAGUUAUACCCGUGCUCAUUCUUCUGUCUAUGGCUUUUGGAAUUGUGUAUUGGCUUAAAAACAGGAAAGGAAGCAAAGAGAGUGCUAUACUAACAAGCAAUGAAUUUUUGUUGGCAAUAUGGAGCUACGACGGGAGAAUUGCGUACCGGAAGAUCAUAGCUGCGGUCGAGGACUUCGACAGCAAGUACUGCAUCAGCGCCGGGGCAUAUGCGAGCGUCUACAAGGCGGAACUGGCAACGGACCGUGUUGUCGCCGUGAAGAAACUUCAUGCAGGACAUGACGAUGAGAGCGAGACGGCUACUCACAAGGCGUUCAAGAGCGAGAUCCGCACUCUCACGGAGGUGAGGCACCGUAACAUCGUGAAAUUCUACGGGUUCUGCUCGACCCCGAGGCACUCUUUCCUGGUAUACGAGUUCCUGGGAUCAGGGAGCCUGCAGGGCUUACUGACUGAUGAUGAUGAUGCGGCGGGUUUCGGGUGGCUCGAGCGGGUGAACAUCGUGAAGGGCAUUGCAAACGCUUUGUGCUACCUGCACCACGAGUGCUCCCCUCCGAUACUUCACCGAGAUGUGUCAAGCAAAAAUGUGCUGCUGGAUGACGAGUACGAAGCCCGCCUGUCGGACUUUGGCACUGCCAGGUUUCUGAAACCCGAUUCCUCAAACUGGACUACAUUUGUUGGAACAUUUGGAUACGCAGCUCCAGAGCUCGCAUACACAAUGAACGUGAAUGAGAAGUGCGAUGUCUACAGUUUUGGAGUUCUAACUUUGGAGACGAUCAUGGGAAGACAUCCAGCGGAUCUCAUCUCAUCCAUCUCUUUCAGUCCGUCUGCAUCAUCCUCAACUGAUCUUCUUAGGCUGAAAGAUGUCUUAGAUCCGCGAAUUCCAUCCCCAAGAAAUGAAGCCGCAUCGGAAGUUAUCUUCGUAGUAAAGGUAGCGUUCUCAUGCUUGAGCUACCGACCAGAGUUCCGGCCUACCAUGAAACAGAUAUCUCAAGGUCUAUCUGCUCGGAGAUUAUCUCUGCAAGGUUCACCCGAAGAGACGGAACUUGGAGAAUUGGCGGAUUUGAGAAGCUUGUGUCCCUGAAUUUCGAACUUCAUCCAGAACACCAGUAUCAGUUGGAUUACAUUAGAAUGUUGGUGGCUUCUUUCACAUAUUUUUAGGAACUAUUUUGUAUUCAUAGUACACGAGGAUUCUGAUCAAUUCGGAUGAAAUAAUUCAUCUGGGAAUGGGAAGAUGACAUAUAUUCUUUGUACGCUUUAUUUUGCAAAAAAAGACAGUCUCCCUCCCUCGAGGAUUCUAGUCAUAAAAAAAAAAAAACAUAAACUAGAUGAGUACCCCGCUCAUUGCGUGGACGCUACAGUCAAUUAAAUAUCAUCAAGAUUAAGUAUAUUAUUUUAAAAU
Messenger RNA from Punica granatum (pomegranate), 3301 nucleotides. The record is from RefSeq and is a predicted model, not a curated record. Lineage: Eukaryota; Viridiplantae; Streptophyta; Magnoliopsida; Myrtales; Lythraceae.